AUGAUGGAUUCAAACGAGAAAGAGAAAAAGAUUGUCAGUGCAGAGGAGUAUCAACAAGCUCGAAUGGAUCUCCUCCAACAAGAAAAAGAAGCCACACAGUUACUGCAAAGACUAGCUACCUCGCGUCGGGAACUCCCCAUGGUCGAAGUCUCCAACCCGGACCAAUUCAAAUUCGACACACCAGACGGGGAAAAUAGUCUUUUAGAUCUUUUCGACAGCCGCAAGCAACUGAUAAUCUACCAUUUCAUGCUCGGCCCCGGUGAACAUCGCGGGUGCGUGGGAUGUUCCUUUUGCAUGGAUCAUAUUCCCAACCUCGGACACCUCUGGAGCCGGGACACCUCGUUUGUGGCCGUUGCCACUGCGCCAUUAUCCGAGAUCACUACGUACAAAGAGCAGAUGGGAUGGAAGUUUCCAUUUUACAGCUCUGCCAAAACUCAUCGGGUGUGGCAGAAAGCCGAAGAAAGGGGUGAGAUCAUUACUUGGAAGCCUGGAAAUGGGUAUUUUGGUCUAAGCGUUUUCAAAAAACAAGAUGAUCACCCUGUCAUGCUCUCCUUCCUUCGAAACUUCAAGCGCAUACAGAAAUCACAAGGAGCCUAUCUUUCCAUAACCUGCCGAGGCAGAUCAAUCGGCCGGGAAGAACUCUUUGCCUAUACCAAUGGCCGUUUCCUUGUUGACGAAAAGAACCAACUUGACCGACGAUAUGUGAAAUUCAACCUAGACGCGCUUUGCAGUACUGCUGCAACUGUUGGCGGCCAGUCAUCUCCAAUCACGGCCAUUGAGAAGAUGGAAGGCGGCUUUAGCAAAGUCCUUCUGAUGCAAAAGGAGAAUGGGAUGGAAGUCAUCGCCAAAAUUCCGUGUCGCAUUGCUGGGCCUGCAGUCUUGACCACAGAAUGCGAGGUGGGUGUGUUAGAAUUCUUAAGGAAACACACGAGUAUCCCCGUUCCCCGGGUACUGUCCUGGUCCUCGGACAGCUCCAACGCCGUGGGGGUUGAAUACAUCAUUAUGGAGAAAGCCCCAGGGGUCCAGCUUUUUGAGGUUUGGGGAAAGAUGCCAAAAACAGAAAGACCACAAUUCAUUAGAAGCCUAGCAAAGCUGGAGGCCCAGCUGUCGGCUAUUCGAUUUCCUGCAUCUGGGGGGCUUUAUCUGCAGAAAAAGACAGGCUUUUCGAAGUGCACACCUCUCGACAAGGAUAUUGAUCUGACGAGUUCUUUCUGUAUCGGUCCCUCUUGUGAUCGUGCAUACCAAACAGAAGAAAUUGAAACCCCUGUUAUCCCAAGUGUACAUGAUACCGGGCCUUGGAAUACCAUCUCAGCCUUAGGGAUAUCCAUUGCAAGAAGAGAGCUAUCUAAAAUUUCCAACGGACAUCUUACGAGCCAUGCACAUUUCUACCGUGGAAGUGUUGAAGAACAUACCCAGCUCCUAGAAACUACGAUACGUCUCAUGACUCAUUUGGAUGCCAAUACCAUUCUUUCGCGGUCUUCUCAACCAACACUUUGGCACACAGAUUUACAUAUGGGAAACAUUUACGUCUCGCCCGAAGAACCCUCACGGAUAGUAUCUUUCAUUGAUCUGCAAGGCGUACUGGUCUUACCAGCCUUCCUCCAAGCACGGUGGCCAGUGUUCCUAAAGCCGUGGGAGGAGAGUAAAUACGUGAGAGGUCCUGUACAAGUGAAGCUGCCAGACGACUUCGACCAAUUAGACGAGGAAGAAAAAAAGGCUGCAUUGAACGAGUGGGAGCAAGACAUGCUAGCCAAAACCUACGAGAUCGCCACGUAUCUCGAGAAUAGACCGGCGUAUACCGCCAUGAAUGUGCCGCGAGUUUUUCGAGAGCUGUUCAUCCGUUGCGGUGAGACAUCGGAGACGGGCAUUCUUCCACUUCGUGAAUGUCUCAUAGAGAUAUCCCAGAGCUGGUCCAACUUGGGGUUCACUGGAGAUUGUCCAUUCUCCUUCACCGAGGAAGAGAUCGAGACUCAUGGGCGUCAAUUCGCUGAUUAUGAAGAUUGGCACCAAGUCCAGGCCUUUGCUCAGGAAUGUCUAGAUACCGAUGCGGAAGGCUGGAUAUCACCGCAGUUGGAUUUCGAGAACCAACGAAACUUGAACAAGCAAUUGCAGGACAUGUACAUUAAACAAAUGGCGGGCGAGAAGACUCUCGAGGAAGUGCAAGCAAUUUGGCCUUUCCCAUUAUGA
Molecule: messenger RNA, 2187 nt
Organism: Penicillium expansum
Lineage: Eukaryota; Fungi; Ascomycota; Eurotiomycetes; Eurotiales; Aspergillaceae
Exons: 6
Coding region: 1-2187 (728 amino acids)
Cellular component (GO): mitochondrion
Source: RefSeq, a predicted model, not a curated record